AACCCUGCAUUUGGCCGCAAAUACAGAGUUAACUAGAAGUGGAAAAGAAAGAAAAGCGUACAAAAAGUUGUGCAACGUGAAUAAUUAACAAAUAAAAACAGUGAAAAAAGUGAUUGCGCUUAACGACAAUUAUGACGGUCAACAAGCGGGACGCGAGUGCGACGCGACCGCGUUGCUUUUUCGACAUAACGCUCGGCGGUUUGAGCGUCGGUCGCAUCGUCUUUGAGCUGUUUAGCGACAUUGCACCGAAGACCGUUGAGAAUUUCCGUUCGCUGUGCACGGGCGAAAAGGGCACCGGACUUGUCACCGGCAAGCGACUCCACUACAAAGGUGUCAUCUUCCAUCGCGUGGUCAAGGAUUUUAUGGUGCAGGCUGGCGAUUUCAGUGCGGGCAACGGCACCGGCGGCGAAUCAAUUUAUGGCGGCACAUUCGAGGACGAGUGCUUUGAGAAGAAGCACGAUCGACCAUUUCUGCUGUCGAUGGCGAAUCGUGGCAAGAACACAAACGGUUCGCAGUUCUUUAUUACAACACAGCCUGCGCCACACUUGGACAAUAUCCAUGUUGUAUUCGGUCAUGUUUUAUCCGGUCAGGAUUUGGUGCGUCAAUUAGAGGAUCUGCCCAUUGAUCGCAAUUCGCGCCCGCUGCAGGAUGCGGCCAUAGUCAACUGUGGCGAACUGGUUAAGCAAUCAAAGGCAAAGAAGGAGAAGAAACGCAGAAAGCGUUCAACGGCCACUGAGGAAUCAGGCAGCGAGAACGAGCAGCUGGUGGAGGCCAAGCAGCAGCGCAAGGACAAAGCAAAGAAGAAGCGAUCACACAAGGAGUCCAAAUCCAGCGACAGUGAAAACAGCGAUUCGGGACGUGCUGUGCGUGGCAAUGGACGUGAGGAGCACCAUGAUGAGGAGGGCGAAAUUCAUCCGUUGGUCACCAUCACAAAAAUCGAUCCUAGCGAAAUACCCGAGGUGUCGAAUAAAUUCCUAAUGCGUGCCGAGCGAUCGCGUUCCCGCGAGGAUCGAGGCGGCGGACGCGAUGUGUCACGCGAGGCACGUCAGCGUGAACGCGACCAUGAGCGGGACCGUGAACGGGACGAGCGGGAUCGGGGCAGGGAGCGGAAUCGCAAUGCGUUUGGCUGGUCAAAGAAACAGGUGCCCACCUCACGCAGUGGUCGCAUCGUCAAGGGACGCGGUGUCUUUCGUUUUAGGACUCCGUCGCGCAGUCGCUCGAAGAGCAUAACGCCGCCGCAUUGGAAGCAUGCGCAGAAGCGCACCAUUAAGCUGUCGGAUCUGGAGCGCAUGGAGGAGGAGAACAAGAUGCGAGACGAGGAGGUGCGGCGUCGCGAACAGGAGCGCAAAAAGCGCCACGAGGAGGCCUCCAAGGAUCCAAAGAAAUCGUACUUUGAGCUAAGCCAUGCCAGCACCUACGGCGGCAAAGUGACACCAGACAAAUCAUCGCCGUCGAAACAGAAACGGCAGCCGAACAGCAGCAGCAAGGAUGCUGCUGCGGACCGUUCAAAGCCAGCGAAGGAGACACACGAGCCGCCCAAGGAGAAGGAGCGCGAAAAGGAGAAGCCGCCCAAAGAGGAGGCGCCGCCCAAGCGUCGCAAAUCGGUGGACAUGAACGCCUUGGACUACGAACAGCAGACGGACAGUGAGGACUCGGAGCCGGAGGAGCAAGCCAGCAAACAACCCAUGCGCAAGCUGAGCGAAUCCAAGCCAGCGCCAGCAAAGGUUGUCGAAGCGGCGCCGGAAAAUCGCAAGAAGCGCGACGAGCGCAAAGCAGACGACCGGCAUCGCGAGCCGGAGAGAUCGAAGCGCAGCCGUGAACGUUCCAGUUCCCGCAAUCGCAACAGAAGUCGCUCCCGAUCCCCGCAACGUCGUCGCUCCCCGGCACGUCGCCAGCAGCAGCAGCAGCAGCGUUCGCCAGCCCGCCAGCGGCAGAGCAACAACAGCCACAACAACAAUAACGGCAGCAGCAACAACAACAACAAUCACAACAACAACAUGACUCAGAGUCAGUUCAAUCGCAGCCGGCGCAAUCCGUUUGCGGAUCGGGAUCGUCGCCAGCGUUCGCCGGACAACGAGUACCGCAAUCGCUUCCCGCUGUCGCCCAUACGAACGCGCAGCUCGCCGGCGGAGCGACGCCGCAGCUCCCGAGAGCGCCAGCGGAGUCGGGGACGGCGGCAGGCAUCGCCCGGCAAUCGGAGGCGGGGCGGUGAGUCGCCGGACCGGAGACGUCAGGAGUCGCCGGUGAGGAAGCGACAAGAGUCGCCCGAACGGAGACGACGCCAAGAAUCGCCGCCGCCGGCGCCGCCAAGGAAGCGCCACGAUUCCCGACGAGAUUCAGUCGAUCGCAAGCGACGCGAUUCGCCCAGCCGCAAGCGGAACGCGUCCGCCGAGCGACGACGCAGUCGCAGUCGUGGCAGGAGCAGCAGCCGGCCACGUCAGCGUCGCUCGCGGGAUCGCAGUGUGGCAAAGGUCGCCGCCACCGCCGCCGCUGCUGCGGAGUCCGAGGAUAAGGAUAAGGCGGCACGCGAGAAAAUGCAGAAGCGGGCGGAGGCGGCGCUGCUGCUCAAGGAGCACAUGCGCAAGGAGAUCGCCAAGGAGGAGGAGCGGCGCGCGGAGAAGCAGCGCCAGGAUGAGCUGGAGAAGGAGCGUACCACGCGCGAGCUGAACGAGCUGGAGCGCCUCAAGGCGGAGACGCUGAAGAAACUGCAGGAGGAGGAGCGCGCCGAGCAGCAGCAGGAGCAGGAUGCGUCGGCGGCGGCGAGUCGAGCGAGGCGCGAAAGUCGCGGCAGCAGCCACGACACCAAGAAGCGCAAGCAUAAAAAGUCCAAGAAGCAAUCGACGCGCUCACCGCGCUCCGACUCGGAUUAGGAGCAGGAAGAAGAACGCCUCAUUGAAAUCAAUCACAGUCAAGCAAUUAAAAAUAUGUAAUGUAAACACAUAAUACAAUUGUAAAAAUCAGCUCACCAAUUCUAUGCAAUUCUAGCGCCCAAUAAAACCAAAAUUUACUACA
Drosophila grimshawi is the source of this 3012-nucleotide messenger RNA. RefSeq names its product peptidyl-prolyl cis-trans isomerase G (gene Moca-cyp). The coding region runs from base 132 to 2870 and encodes 912 amino acids. Gene Ontology annotation, cellular component: intracellular membrane-bounded organelle. NCBI's taxonomy places the organism in Eukaryota, Metazoa, Arthropoda, Insecta, Diptera, Drosophilidae. Gene Ontology annotation, biological process: protein peptidyl-prolyl isomerization; protein folding. Gene Ontology annotation, molecular function: peptidyl-prolyl cis-trans isomerase activity. The record is from RefSeq and is a predicted model, not a curated record. The transcript is spliced from 8 exons.